This is a messenger RNA of Anisakis simplex (herring worm), 555 nucleotides long. Lineage: Eukaryota; Metazoa; Nematoda; Chromadorea; Rhabditida; Anisakidae. The record is from the annotation of a GenBank genome assembly.
CAAAAAAUUGCAAUUCUCUGUUUUAGAAUUGCCGAGUAUUUGGGAAAUUUCGAAAGUCAGAUAGCGCGCGCAGCCGCCUAUGGAUAUUUUUUCUUCACCGGUGUAUCUGUAUUUGUGUAUGUUUUCGAGAUGAGCGAUGUUUGUUUGACACUGAAAAAUGACUACGAAAACGUUUUCGUUGCACGUCUCGCUAAAUCACUCGUUCUGGCAGCCGAAGAGGUUCCCUUGCCAUCGUUAUUGUACAUAAUGUACACAAAUGAACCACGAUCAUCUAUUUCGAAUCCAGCUUAUUUAGCGUCAUGGAUUAAGCUUAUCGCUUUAUCGUGGGGCAUUGUCAAAUUCACCAAAUUACGCUUUUUUUGGUGUUGUCUUCCACUGAAUCCACGACAUGAUACCAGGGAGAAUUUCCGACGUUGUUUCGAAUUUACAUUGUAUCGUGCCACGAUGUUGUUCGUCAAUAUUUGUCAUAUAACUGCGAUUGUUUUGGUUAUAUUAAAUAUAAUUGAGGCUGGUAAAGGCGGUCAGCCGAUAAGCAAAAAUCGAUCUCGUCAAUAA